UGGGGUCUGCCCAGAUCGUCAUCGUCGUCGUGGUGGUCACGGUGAUGGUCGUGGUCGUCGUCUGCCUGCUGAACCACUACAGAGUCUCCACGAGGUCCUUCAUCCACCGCCCGGGCCAGAGCAGGAGGCAGGAGGACGGGCUGCAGCAGGAAGGGUGUCUGUGGCCUUCAGACAGCUCCGUGCCACGGCCAGGGGCCUCAGAGAUCAUGUAUGCCCCGAGGUCCAGGGACAGGUUCGCGGCCCCGUCCUUUAUCCAGAGGGAUCGGUUCAGCCGCUUCCAGCCCACCUACCCCUACGUGCAGCACGAGAUCGACCUUCCUCCCACCAUCUCCCUGUCCGACGGCGAGGAGCCACCUCCUUACCAGGGGCCCUGCACGCUGCAGCUCCGAGACCCCGAGCAGCAGAUGGAGCUCAACCGGGAGUCCGUGAGGGCCCCGCCCAACCGAACCAUAUUCGACAGCGAUUUGAUAGACGUUGCCAUGUACAGCGGGGGCCCGUGCCCGCCGAGCAGCAACUCGGGCAUCAGCGCAACCACCUGCAGCAGUAACGGGAGGAUGGAGGGACCGCCGCCCACGUACAGCGAGGUGAUGGGCCACCACCCGGGCACCUCUCUCCUCCACCAGCAGCGCAGCAGCGCACACAGGGGCAGCAGACUGCAGCUGCAGCAGAACAGUUCAGAGAGCACAAUCGUACCCCUCAAAGGCAAAGACAGGAAGCCCGGGAACCUGGUCUGAUUCCCUCCGACGUGCGCUUGAAUCGAGGAGGGAGAAACCACGGAGGGAAGAGGCCCAGGGGGCCCCUCCUGCGCAGCGUCGUUCAGUCUUACGUGGCACAGCUAAGUAAAACAAACGAGCAGGCGCGGCCUUUGCGUCUGAUUCCUUUCAGGGGAAUUGCAUGCAAACUAGACUGAAAAGACACAAACUUCCAUCUGGUCUGACCACGAACAGUGUUGAUUCGGGGACAGGGGUUGGGAUGGGGGAGUGGGCAGGGGAAACAGAAAGGGAUGCUUUGAAGAUAUCAUGAAAUAAAACCCACAGAGGUAUUUGAUUUAUUUAAUUCCGAAAGGAGACUUUGCAGAUAAAUGAGGCCAGAAUGGCCUGUUUUAUAGUUAACUGAAUAAAGAAGGAAGCAUUAUUCUAUAUUAUCAUGGGGAAGAAUCAGCCAGUUUGCUUUUUCUCCCAAGGUGUGGAACUUUUAUUUUGUUUUAAAAAUAUGAAUCAAAAUUCCUGUUUUGUGUGCCAAGGUAAAAAGUGGAGAAGUUAGACGAAUGCAAGGAGCUAAUUUGUGUUGUGAUGAUGUGUUUUGAAAGUUGCACUAUCUUAAUGUUUAAAAUAUAUAUGAGGGAACUGUUUUCCGUGAAGUUCUGUAUGUCGUCUUUUCACCUGUGGAUUAUUAUUAGGCCCAAGGAACAUCCUGGGGUGUACCCCAGAAUCAUACAAGAAAGAUAACUGGGGGUGCAGCCUAAUACUUACCAACUUACACAAAUCGAAAUAGUCAUUGUUGCAAGAAUUUGCCUCCAAUAGCAAUGCAUUGCUGAAGCAUUUGGAGACUUGUGGUUGGAAGAUAGGAAAUACUGAUAAGUUCCAGCAUUUCUGACUUGUUAUUUGAGUUACUCUGCUAGUUGUAGGCUGCAUAUUUUAUUAAAACUGAACCCGACACAUGUGUUUAUGUAUACCCAGUAUCAUGCAGUGCUGCCCUCAUCCUCCGGCAGUGCAGUUUCUUCAGUAAUUUAGAUUUUUUUUUUCACUGUAGCAUGAAAUUUAUUCAGAUACAUACCUUACUUUAUGCAAUAAAUUGUUUAAAAUGCAA
Molecule: messenger RNA, 1809 nt
Organism: Propithecus coquereli (Coquerel's sifaka)
Lineage: Eukaryota; Metazoa; Chordata; Mammalia; Primates; Indriidae
Gene: LDLRAD4
Product: low density lipoprotein receptor class A domain containing 4
Exons: 3
Coding region: 45-734 (229 amino acids)
Biological process (GO): negative regulation of transforming growth factor beta receptor signaling pathway
Cellular component (GO): Golgi membrane; early endosome membrane
Molecular function (GO): R-SMAD binding
Source: RefSeq, a predicted model, not a curated record